GUAUUAUUCGCAGAUUUAUCUAUGAGCGAUGUGUCGAAAGAUUACGCUGCAGCCUCAUGGGACACAUAUAAAAGCCCGGCAGAGAAGGGAUGGAGAUCAGUGUGCCUAUCCGUGGACAUACAGCAGCACAGUCAUGAAGCUGGUGGUAUUUUUCGCUGUGCUGGUGGCGGCGGCGGCCCGGCCUCAGGGGGACGGUGCCGAACUGCUGCGCUACGAGAGCCAGCAGAACGAGGACGGCUCGUUCCAGUACAACUUCGAGACGAGCGACCCGAUCCUGGUGGACAGCGCCGGCCAGCAGCGCCAGAUCGGCGACCAGGCCGGCAUCGUCAUGCAGGGCAGCUACACGUUCCGCACGCCCGAGGGUCAGCAGGUCACCAUCGACUGGGUGGCCGACGAGAAGGGCUUCCAGCCGCGCGGCGACGCCAUCCCCGUGGCGCCGCAGACCUCCUAGGGAGGACACAAUGGCGUUCGGCUCAUUCAUCAAUGACAUGACAGUGUGAUUGCACCGAAACUUGGUUUUACAUGAAAUAUAUUCAUCACGCUCAUUUACCCUGCAUACCUAAGAAUAUGGCAAAAUGUCAUAGCAUGAUGAUUAGUCAGAGAGAGAAGGACAGGAGGAACGUCGCAUGAUGGCGCUCAAAAAGGUAACUUUUUGCAACCAAAAAUAAACUCAAGUGAUACACAUGUAAGAAUAAAC
Molecule: messenger RNA, 697 nt
Organism: Amphibalanus amphitrite
Lineage: Eukaryota; Metazoa; Arthropoda; Thecostraca; Balanomorpha; Balanidae
Product: larval cuticle protein 65Ag1-like
Exons: 2
Coding region: 29-451 (140 amino acids)
Cellular component (GO): chitin-based extracellular matrix
Molecular function (GO): structural constituent of chitin-based larval cuticle
Source: RefSeq, a predicted model, not a curated record